UAAUACCCUACUUCAUAUUUCUUCUGUGUUGUGGAAAUUUGGGAGGGUACCUUACAGCGUUUUAUGCAAGAUCAGCGGCUAUAAAUGGUACCUUUCUAGGUCCCCAUGUCUAGGACAAAAGUAAGGGCGGCAUCUGAGGUGUGCGCCGACUGUACAGCCCCAGAUCCAACAUGGGCCUCCAUAAAUCGUGGUGUUCUGAUCUGUGAUGAGUGUUGUAGUGUACACAGAAGCCUGGGCCGCCACAUUUCUCAAGUCAAGUCACUUACAAAGGGUCAAUGGAGCCCAACACAAUUACUUAUGGUUCAGCAUUUAGCUAACCAUGGAGCCAACAGUAUUUGGGAGCAUUCACUGCUAGACCCCUCACAGAGUAAACAUGGCAAGAAAAAGCCAGGCCCCAGAGACCAAGUCCAUCCUGUGAAGACAGAAUUUAUAAGGUCCAAAUACCAGUUCUUACAGUUUGUAAAUAAACAGAAGGAUGGAGAACUCAAUUCAAUAGAUGAUUUGAGCAAGCAAUUGCACUCAAGUGUGAGAACAAAUAAUCUAGAGACAUGUUUACGUCUCCUGUCCAAAGGAGCAGAUCCAAAUUAUUUUCAUCCUGAGAAAGGAAAUUGUCCGCUGCAUGUCGCAGCCCAGAGUGGUCAACCGUUACAGGUGGAGCUUCUUGUUGUGUAUGGAGCUGAUCCAGGGGCAUACGACUCUAAUGGGAAAACUCCCAUUGAUCAUGCCAAGGCUGAGGGUCAGAUGGAUUUAGCAGACAGACUUGUUGAAUGUCAAUAUGAAUUGACUGAUAGACUGGCAUAUUAUCUCUGCCAGCGAAAACCUGACCACAGAACAGGAAUUCAUUUUAAGAUACCUGAAAUGGCAGACAGUAGUUUAGAUAUGUCAGAAUUAGCAAAGCAAGCAAAGAAAAAGUUACAAGCACUUCCAAAUCACUUAUUUGAAGAAUUAGCAAUGGAUGUUUAUGAUGAAGUUGACAGAAGGGAAAACGAUGAACAUUGGCUACAGACACAUGACAACAAAGCUCUAGUCAGUGACCGACAGGGGGUGCCUUUUCUCCCUCUUAACCCAGACUUUUCAGCCACACGGAAUCAGGGACGUCAGAAGCUUGCCAGAUUCAAUGCAAGGGAAUUUGCCACUUUGAUUAUAGACAUUUUAAAUGAUGCAAAAAGAAGACAGACAGGAGUAGUGUCCCCUGUUCAGACUUUAAAAGAGCCAGACAAAUUGCCUGGUCAAGUGGUCCAAAGAAAGAACAACUUUAACAGCAUUGUCAGUGAUGAGGAACCCAUUUACGACCAGGUGGCAUCAGAUGAAGAUUAUAGUAGUAUUGAUAAUCUCAGCAUUAAGAGUGCCGGUAUGAAGGACAGUUCUCUCGCCCAGCCCCCAGCUAGCCCGGAUAAUGAUUCUGAUACAUUGUUAAAAUCAAGUGUUCAGGAGCCCCCUACUGUCCCAGAGGCCAUGGUGGAAGGACCCGUCUCCACAGAAGAAUUCCUCCAGAUGAAGAAAAAAAUGUCCACAAUGGAGUUUAGAAUGCAGCAGAUUCUCAAAACCAAUCAAGAUCUCCAGAAAGAGAGAGAUGAUCUCACUCAACUGGUACAGACACUUACGAAAGAGAUAUCUAUCCUGAGAAAUCAAGCCCAGCACCAGGCGAGUCCGCCGGCCACCUUACCUAAUGGUUACAGCCAAGAUCGGGGGGAGGAAGGAGCAAGGACGAGUAUUCCGAGAGCAGGAACACGUCCACAGUCAAUGUUUGAGCCCCGGGAAAGGGAGCAGCGAUUAUCUAAUAAAACUCCAUCCAAAGAAUUAUUGCCCACAGCCUAUUCUGUAUCCAAUAUCCACAAACCAGAUGAAACUGAUUCUAACCGUGUGCAAUCUUCGAGUUCUGGGUCUGGAGCGGACGAGAUACAGAUGGCUUAUCCCCCAGAUCUCUCCCACUAUGAUUGUCCCAGCUCACUGCCAGUAAGCAUGGAUGAGGAUCUCCCAUCUCAAGAGGAAGUCAUGAGAAAAACUGAAAAAAUCACCAAAAAUAUUCAAGAACUUUACAAAUCUGGCCAGGAUGGCAAACAUGAUAGCUUUGGGCAAUGUGCUGACAAAAUCUAUGAGGCAGUGAAAGAAAUGGCAGCAUUGUUUCCAAAGAACCCAAGAAUCAGCACAGUUCGACAUGCGCUUCAUUUACUGACAUCGAGUGCUGCUCGCCUACAAGAAGAAUGUCAGGACGGAAUCAUGGGUGACCUUGAGCCCGAUCUCGAUCUUCCAUUUAAAACUCAGCAAGUGAUGCAGUGUGCUUUUGACAUUGCGAGAGCUGCUAAAGAACUUGUUACCCUGUUUCAGUGACGAUUUCAAAUGACUUCUUCAUUUACAGAUCUGAUGAGUAUAUGUUGUACAAGGAACACUUUCAGGGGCUCCAGAGAGGGAGUCUUAGAUAAAAAUUGGUGCCAAAUAUUACGCUAUGUUUAGAAUGUUGAUUCAAGGUGUUUGAAUUACCCCUUUAUAUCAGUCGUUUCAUUUGAAAUCAUGGCAUUUCUCUGUUCAGUUGUUUUACUGGAUAAAAUUGUUUUUAAAUGUAAGAUAGGUAUCAUUCUGCUUCUGUGAUUGUGAAAUAAACAUCUAUUAAAAGAAAUGUAAAACUAUUAAAAUGGAAGUAGCUGUAGUAAAAUUUACUCUGCCAGUCUCCAGAAAUCAAAAUGCAAUUGCUUAUUUAUGACAUUGACUUUUUAGUUAAGCUAGUGGUUUUGACAUCUAUUUGUUUUUUACAUUAUUUUGGGUAUUACCAUUGGCAUUUAGUAGUUGCAUGUCUUCAUCGCAUGUCUUUAUCAUUGCUUUAAGUUGAGAUUUCAGAGUGGAACAGUUUUUAAGGUUGGAAAUGUCUGUCUGGUUCAAAUGUCUAAAAUACAGAAGUAUUUUCAUUUGUAUAUGUAUUUUUUAUUUUUGGUCAAAAAGCAGUGAAAAUGCAUAUUUUAUUUCUUUAUUUUGGCUCUUUGAUUACUUAUAAUAAGAAACUGUCUUCAGCAGAACUCUCUUUUGGUACAAUUUUAAGGGGACUGGUAAAGUAAAAUUAUUUCAGCUGUUUAUUCUGAGGAAAUGGGAAACGGAUAAAUACUGUAUGAUGCAAUAUGAAAAAAAAGUUUUGCAAUAAGUGUUUACAUGUGCCUUGUUUUGUUUCUGCCAAAUAUUUAAUUUAAGGAAAAUAAAGAAAAAAACAUGAUCAGUAUUAUUAACAUUGGCUCAUUGUCAUCAGUCUCUGCCUGUUACAGAAUAAGAAUAUUAGUUUGCUAGUUGUUGGCAUUAUAUUUUUAAAAAAAAACACCUGUUUACAUCAUAGCAACUAUGGAAAUUUAAGUUCUUAUCUGUCUCUUCCCAUGCUUACAAGUCUAUACUGCAAACUUGGUCUUUCCGUGAUCAGUAAAACGAAGUUUUUUAAACCUCAGUGAAUGUGAUUGGUCAUAAUUACUUCUAUAUAUAUAGAAUUGUACAUGUAAUUAGGUUCAAGGGGAAAAGAUACAGUUAAUUUUCAUGUGUAAAUUAUUCAGCAUUAAAAUACAAUGUAAAUGUAAUAUCUAGACUUAAGCAAAAUUACUGCAUGAUAUUAAAAUAUUGGAGUUGAAAAUAUAUACUGUGAUAUAUCUAGUGUAGAAUAUCUAUGGGAACAUGUCAUUAUUAUUUUUUUAAUUUGUUGAGCUGAUUGUACAGUAAAGCUAAAAAUGAUGAACAAUUUAUAAAGAGACUAAAACUACCAUAAAGGUCAUUCAUCAAGAUGAUAGGAAUUUGAAUAGUGAAAGUGAAAGUCAUUUUGAAUUAUAAGUUCAUUUAAACCAGUUGGAAUUAGAAAAAGAAAACUGAAAUUCAUUUUAACUCAUGUACUGUAGUUCAUUUAAUAAGCUUGAACUACCACGUAUGUUGUGUAUGUAACUAUUUGUAAUAAUUAUGUGUGCGUACACUUUGCAAUUUUUUUAACCUGUGUAAUGGAGCUCAUCAUGUAUGAAGCUCAGAAUUGAAUCUAGUCAUAUUGGUUCAUUUUCAUAAUCAGUCUAUAUUUAUUAAGUCACAAGUGUCUGGAGAACAGAGUGUAUUGAGGAAGAACAUAUCACAAGCCUGCAUUAUGUUUCUUAAUUAAUGCUGUCAUUACCAGAAUUGUCUGUAAUAAAGUUUACAGUGAUGGUUGACAAAAUCAUCGGGCCAAAUUCUUUUGUUAGACAUAACUUUCUCUAAUCGCCAUGUCUUCUUUUUUUAAAAUACAGGUUGGACAGAGGUUUAUUAAUCAGUAGAACAAGGGUUUUUGGUUUAUUUUCUUGUGGUUUAUAUUUUUUACUGUGAAUUUGAAGCUUUAUAAAUUAAGUUCUCAUAAAUUGAACCUGUUUUUACAGUUUUUCAAAGUCUAUUAUGCACAUAAUCAUUUUGUUUAUGAAGGACUUUGUAGGAUUUUUAAACAAUUUGUAAUCAUGUACUUGAAAUAAUUGAAAAAAAUAAUUUGUUGUUGAUUUCAACAAAGAACUUGUAUAAGCUAGAAAAAUUUAGACAGCAUUUACUUUAACCAUCAUAUUGAUGUUUUUGUAUGUGUACAAUCAGAUGUGUUUGUAAGAAAAUAAAAAAAUGGAUUUGAAUAAUACUCAAGGAGAUUUUCUAGUGUCCCAUUUUAUGUAGUGUAUUAGAAUAGGUUAUGUAAAUUUGUAGCAUAAUAUGAGGACUGUCCAUACAACAAUAAUUGUAGCUUUCAUGGUUCAUUUCUUCAUUAUGUUGUAAUGCAUGUCGUCAUGAAAUGUAGACAUAUUCUAUUUUGUAUUAUUGAUAGUAAUUAUCAAUAAACAUGGAUAUCAAUAAAGAAAAUUAAACCUGA
Molecule: messenger RNA, 4831 nt
Organism: Saccostrea echinata
Lineage: Eukaryota; Metazoa; Mollusca; Bivalvia; Ostreida; Ostreidae
Product: ARF GTPase-activating protein GIT2-like
Exons: 20
Coding region: 106-2331 (741 amino acids)
Biological process (GO): regulation of ARF protein signal transduction; brain development
Molecular function (GO): protein binding; GTPase activator activity
Source: RefSeq, a predicted model, not a curated record